Messenger RNA from Porites lobata, 6386 nucleotides. The record is from the annotation of a GenBank genome assembly. Lineage: Eukaryota; Metazoa; Cnidaria; Anthozoa; Scleractinia; Poritidae.
AUGGCGGACGACAGUGAACAGGAGGUCACAGAAAGUAUCUCCUUGGAUCAUGAAGGCUUGUGGAAAGGAAAGUAUUUUACCCUUCUUAAAAACUGCAGGCAGAUAGAACAGGUGAGAUUAUGUUCUUUAAGAAUAUGCCAACCGCCUUCGGAAGAAGGUACACUAAAAGUCUUUUGAAUUACAAAAAUUGAUGUUCUUUCAGGAGAACGAGAGGUUGGUGAAUCGAAUUUAUCACGUUAAGAGUCUCCUUAAACGUUACCGAAAACAACGAAGGUAGGAAUGGUGUCGUUAUUGUCUCUAUAUUGUUUUAUUCAGAUUACAUAUUUUUUUAUGUAACUUAUUCAAUGAAACAGAGAUGACGUGAUGAUUCUAGACUAUGUUGGUUUAGAAUCAAGCUUUGACACUAUGACACUAUUCAUAUUUAAGCCUUCCCAUCUCCCCCUGGCAUUUGUCCGGCAUUUUUCUAGUGCUGUUUUCCCAUGGUGGGUAUUUGUCUUUAAGGCCUGCCAGAGUGGGGAAUUUGUCAUAUAUGAAUGUCUAAUUUUUCACGACUUUGAAAAGGGAAAAUAUAUGACAAAUAAAAAGUAAACAAAAAGAAACUUAAUAUUAAAGGUAGAUUAUAUCUCUAAAGGAUCUUGAAAAAAUGGAUUGUAAUAGAUAUUUUCUUUGCCGAAUACUAACCAGGUAAAAGUUAUUUUGAAGAGAAGAUAACCCUCUUUUGGAGAAAGGCUAAGAACAGCUUUGGGAAGGUUGCAAAGAAUUUCAAGAGAAAUCGUCUUUGUUUGCAAGGAAUGCCAUGGCAAGGUUUAACUGUAUAAAGUGACACUUUGGAGGCCAAAUUACAUUUUUUUUUGUCAUGGUAAAAUAAUUGCAUGGUCAAGAUGAUCUUAUUUUAUUAAAAAAUCUAAGGUCUGUCUGAAAAAUUAGGAAAUCUCUCAGUUAAUUCUAUUCUAUAUUGUGGCUUUAUUGUAGUUAUGAAGCAUUUUGUUCUUCUUUUUCAGUUUCACCUAUGCCAUGAAUUGGCAUCUUUCUGGCUUUCAUUACUUUUCGGGGACUGUAGCUUUAUAAUUAAGUGCCCAAGCAAAAUGACGAGUUUAAAACAAGGAAAAAAAUAAUGUCACAUCAGUUCGACAUCAAAGAAUGAAUGAAGUGCAAAUACUGGUCAUUCUUGAAAGCAUCUUUUAGCUACGAACCAUCAAUGUCGCAGUCGGGACAUUUCUUUGUAAUUUUUGGGAAUUUAGGCAAUUUACCAUAGAUUCAGGUGAGAAUAAUGCAGAAAAUAACUGACGUUUUUUUAUCUUCUACAUUUUACAUUUGGCACAUAAUUUGUCACAUUGUUGCAUAAACUCAUCAUUUUGCUCGUGCAUUCAGUAAGUUUUUUCCUCUAUAAAGCAACGGUCCCUUAAAAGUAACGAAAUCCAUUUUUUUAGAUGCCUCGUUUCCAGGGAGGGACAUUUGGACACAUUUUUAAGCCCCAUUGUCGGGUUUUUGUAUGAAUCUGCUGGCCCCAUUCAAGAAAAAAGGACAAAUUCCCAAGUAAUGCCUGGGGGAUUGGUAUGCUUGUAAUAUUAUUGAUAGAGCCAUCCCAGUAGCUUUUGUGUUUUACUUUUGAGCUUAAGAAUGAAUGUCUCCUUAUUUUUAGCUUUCUCAAGGACAGGUUAGAUGAUUACAAUGAUGACUUUCGAGAUGCACAAUCUCCAUUUCAGGUAUACUUGUGUUGCACUUUAUAUCUACAUCGUUUGUAUUCAUUGUUAAUAAAUUACUUGUUUCCACUGUGAUGUCAUGUUGAUUAUUUUGAUGAGUAAAGUCAAGAAUCUGAGAGAUGAUAGAAGAUUGAUAUACAACUAUGUUACCAAAGUUUAUGUAAUUGCCUUUUUUUAAACAUGGAGGAGAUAUUUACAGAAUUUUGCCACCCAGAUUUAAAGAGUUUAAUAUGGAGAUUCCAAGUUGGUGACGAGUCCAUAAAUGCUUUAAAAUGCAGUUGAAAUUCCCUUUAGGGUAAAUGCCAAGAUUUAGGGGGUGUUUACGUGACACAGGGACAACUUCUGCACCUGAGUAAGCUCACUCCGGUUCCCUCUCGUGGCUCUACAUUUGUUUACAUGAUACCAACAAAAAAUGACAUGGCGGAACGAGUCACCCCAGUGUGAGUUCACCCCGGUCAUUGUGCUGGGGCGAGAAUGUCACUCCGGUACGAAAUCUCGCAACUGAUGCAAAAUGACCACAUGUUUCAGCAUGAAAUCGGUCUGCUGGUAGACUAGAACAGGUGGCGCAUGUGUAAUGUUUGCAAUUUUGAAUCUUACGUGUAUUUUAUCAACAUAAGGUGUACCUUCAAAUAACGAGAUAUGAAAUGACCCAGUCAUGAUGUAAUGCGAUACGAAAUAAAAAAGUCAUCCCGGUACGAAACUUAUGCCGGUGCGAGUUUUCUUAUGUAAACAAUCCCUUUGAGGUCAAUGACAGGGGGUGGUUGCCUUCUAGAAUCAAAUGACUUGGGAAAAAUUAAAGAGUCAGGUUGUCACUAAAAGGGCUUUAUAUUCUCUGAGUAGCAUAGUACAUAGAGCAAAUGUUGAGAUGAGACCAUGGGUCAUGUGGUCUCUUUCUGGAGUUUAAAAAUAAGGGAAGAUAAUCUGUACUAAUUUAAUUUUAUUUAUUUUGAUUUUACUAUAAAACUGUCGUUCCCCAAAAUACAAUGGAAUGAUGGGGAUCUGAUUAUGUGCAAACUAGCCUUAACCAUUUUCAGGGCUGUCACACCAAGGGAUUUUCCCUAAUGAUGAUGAGCAUGAACCCUGGCUACUUUCGUAGGAAACAAAAGGAAAAUGGAGGCAAAAGAACCUCCUUCCCUUUAAGUUUCCCACCUGGUCCCAGUUGUUCAAACGUUCAGCCUGUGAGCAAGCUCUCCAUCUGGGUGAGCGGGGCAAGCCACAUGAGAAUGCGCAACAAGCAGCUGGGAAAAGAGAGCUUACAAUGAUCUCUUAUAAAUUUUCAUGUCUUCUUUGCCCAAACAAAGCAAAACCAUUGGCUUAAAAAUUAUGCACUGUCAAUUAAUUUUGAUCAAUGACAUUCCUUGCCGUGAAUUUAGAAAAACAAUGCUUACGGAAAUCAAGAAGGUUGCUACUUUUUAUGAGGAAGGAGACUGCUCUCUCCUUUUGUGAAACAUAACUGUGAACUGUGUCUUUUUACGGUUCAGUUUGGAUCUUAAGCCCGUGGAUUGUAUAAACCGGCGAAUCAAAAGGCUGAGAAAUGGUUCCAGGAGAACAUAUUACGAUACUAAAUCUAACCACGUUUAUUGCAGUGGAAAGUAAUGAAUGUGAUUUCUGACGUUUGUAAAUUGUAAUUGUAAAUAUCUUAUUAUCCACUCCCCUCAGGGCUUUUCAGGGAUAAUUUACAACACUGGUUGGGGGACUUUGCCAGACUGCUUAAGGUGCAGUUUACAAGUAGUGAAGGAAUGAGUAAUGAUGCCCCCAUACAUGAGUGUGAAAGUGAGAUAGGCCACUACACCGGGCACUACGUGCCCUACUCUUUACGAAGAGUGUGUGGGUUCUUUAACGUCCCACAGAUUUAAUACAUGUGCAAGGGCUUUGUGAGACGGGGCCUACGGUUUAUUGUCCUUAUCCGAGAAGACUAGAAAGUCUAGCCGUUUGCAGAUAUUAUUACAAAGGCAGCACUUUCUCCUCAGUUAUUUAAAGACCCUGAGUGUUGGUCCGGCCGGGGUUUGAACCCGCGACCUCCCGCUCAGUAGACCGGCGCUCUCCCAACUGAGCUAACCAGGCGUUUGCAGUGGCUUUGAAGCAACAUGUCUCCGCUGAAUUCAAGGAAUAUUGUAGAUCAAACUCUGUUUAUAGGCAGUGACCAGAAGGUCCAGACAAGUUAUCUUCUUUUAGUAGUCUUGUCUUAGUGAGAAAUUGUAAUAUUUUGCUCUUUUUGGAAUCCUAGCAGAAUUGGCGCACUUGGCCCAAUACAAGAAACUGAAAAGCGGCUGACACAUUUCUUCUUUUCAGUGAUAGUUUUAAUGCUUUGUGGUUUCCUGCGGUUUCCGGGCUGGAAAUGAAACUUUAUCAAACAUCAUUGCAAGCUCUCCUUUCUCCUACCCCUCGCUGUUGUUGCGUCUCCCCUUGUGUGCUGCUCACAUGUGUACUUUUCACAAUAAUAAUAUUAUACCCCAACUGGAGAACUUGCUCGCAGGUUAUUCAAACGUUGGAUAGUAAAACCACCAGAUAAAUCAAUAAAGAGUAGUUAAGUAUUAGGGAAUUCAUUUGCACUGGAAUAAUCCACCAUAUGAACAACUGGGGCCCUGCUAAUUGCAUAUUCUCAGCAAUUUGAAAUCUUAUUGACAGCCGUUAAUUUAAUUAUUUCUCCUGCUAGGCUGAACUUCUUUCAGAAAUAGUUGCUGAAGCAUUCUCAAAACCGGUUCCUCCAUCUUUCUUCCCUGGCGAGUUUGCUAGUCCAGACUUGCCUGCUGUAAAAAAGAGCAAGAAACGCGAGACUGCCAAGGACAAAGAUAAAGACAGGGAUCCCAAUGCUCCAAAGAAACCUGCCAAUGCCUUCUUCAUGUACUGUCAGCAGCAGCGUACUGUUAUGCAGGAUGAUCAUAAGGAUCCCAGUAUUGGACAUCACGAGUUGACAAAGUCAUUGGCAAAAGAGUGGAAUAAUUUGGCCACUGAUGACAAGAAGGCAUGUGUUGUUUAAACUUAUCUUAUCCAGUCUGUACUUCAGAGCUGGUCCCCGUCAUGUUCGCCAUUGAAAAACCUUUACCACAGUAUUGCAUAUUUAAGCAAUAGAAAAUGUUUUCCAUGUUUACAUAGCCUGAUAUAAACAGGGGAGGGGUUGGGAGAGGGUUUGCAUAACUGUUGAGAAUUCUCCCAGCCCCUCCAGUACUAUAUCAGGCGAUGCAAAUACAGGAAAAAAGUUUUCUAUUUCUUUUAUUAAUCAACCUUCCCAAGAAAAAUCACAAAACUCUUAGUUAUGGCACUGAUUAAAAGAGAAAUUCUUACCAGUUGCGAAGUCUUGUACACAAAGUCUUGCACGCAUAAUCAGUUCUUGUUUUGCGAAAAAAAUGCUUUCCAAAAUACAGAUUUUUCUCGCUUAAAUGUCAGCUUAAGCGAAAAAAAAUUGACACGGCAUGGUUUCAAAGAUUUUCCAAGUUUCAGCAGACGAGGGAAUAGUUAAAUAAAGUAAACUUGUUUCAAUCCAUGUCCAUCGUCAUCCAUGGCAACAGAAAACAGUUUCAGGGCCUAAAUAAAGUCUUACCGUAUUUAUUCAAUUAACUGCCCUGGGCGCUUAUUAAAGUUUUUGACCUUGAGAGUGGGCACUUAUUAGAGGCUGGGCACUUAUUAAAUUUUCACCAUUUUCAGCAAGUGUAGUGUACGUUUAUUUUCCAACAAACCAGUAAAUGCUAAUGACAAAACGUGAAGAAGUAACAAAGCAAGGUUUCUGUAAAUACUCUGAAGAAAACUCCACCCUUGGGGAAGUAUCUUAUUAUAAUUAUUCACUGGGUGAGGUGGAGGUGAGCGCUUAUUUGAAUUUGAUUGGGAGGAGGAGAGGGUGUGCGCUUAUUCGAGGCUGGGCCCUUAUUAACUUUUUCUGCCUUUAGGAUUGGCGCUUAUUCGAGGUGGGUGCUAAUUCAAGGUUGGGCGCUUAUUCGAAUAAAUACGGUAAAUUACAAUUAUUAAACUCGAUGAUUAUUUUUAAAAUUCAAGUGAUGAUCAGAAACGUCUUUUUGUUUUUAAAAGGAUAGCAAGUAGCCAGACAUAGCCCGUUUAAUGAUAAAUAACUUUGUUCAUGUUUUAGGUUUAUUAUGAGAUGUAUGAAAAAGACAAAGAAAGAUAUGAAAAAGAAAUGAAAAAGUAUACAUCAGAUAAAGUCCCCAAGGAGCCACCUGCGAAGAAACCAAGGACAAAAAACGCCAAGCAGAAGACGCUUGCAUCUUCAUCUUCAGCAACAAAUUCAUCACCUGUCAUUGACAAAAGCUCGCCUGAUCAACGAAGUUCAUUUGUUGUGUCACCAACGUUAAAUCCUCUCUCUCCACAGAGCUUUGCCUCCAUGCAAGUAAACAUCCCACAUAUUCCCAUGCCCAUGCCUCCACUGAUUCCACUUGCUGACGAAGAAACUGGGUUUGACAGCUAUCAAGAGCUUCAUUCAGCGGCGCAAGAUUCGUUCCUUUAGCAGCUGUUUCUUUAAAAGUACUGAAUAUCAUUGGCUAUACAUGGUCGAAAAGAAGGAAAUGCAGAUGGUACAGUAAUCAUCUGGUCCAAGUUGUAAUUUGGUGGACAAUCAGUACAAAAUGAUAACUUGCUAACAAGCAUUCUUGUAGGGUUAAGUAAUACUGAUAAGUUACAUUGAGAUGCGGCAAAGUAUUUUGUAAUGAUGAAUACAGAGGCGGAUCUAGGGGG